AUGUAUACAAUGAUAUAUUGUGCAAUUGCAUUUACUGUCUUCAUUUCUCUAUGUCUUGGAGCCCCAUUGAAAUCAUCCGAUGUUUGUGGUUACAAUGCAUGUAACUUAGGUGAAUCUAAUAAACUUAAUGUUCAUAUUGUUCCACACACACAUGAUGAUGUUGGUUGGCUGAAAACUGUAGAUCAAUAUUACUAUGGCGCUCGUAAUGAUAUUCAACAUGCGGCUGUUCAAUAUAUUCUCGAUUCAGUGAUCCAAUCACUACUUGAAAAUUCUGAUCGUCGUUUUAUUUAUGUUGAAAUAGCCUUUUUCUGGCGUUGGUGGAUGCAACAAACUGAAGAACUGCAAAAUACAGUCCGACAACUCGUUAACGAAGGUCGUCUUGAAUUCAUAUCUGGCGGAUGGUCAAUGAAUGAUGAAGGUGUAACACAUUACAAUUCAAUUAUUGAUCAACAUAGUUUAGGUGCUGAAUUCUUGCGUAAUCAAUUUGGUGAAUGUGGUCGACCAAAACUUGGCUGGCAAAUUGAUCCAUUUGGUCACUCAAGACAAGUAGCUUCGCUCUUCGCACAUAUGGGUUUUGAUGGUCUAUUUUUUGGACGAGUUGAUCCUCAAGAUUAUGCUGAACGAUAUAGAACAAAAACAAUGGAAAUGAUUUGGAAAGGAAGUGCUAAUUUAGGUGAAGAAAGUUGGCUUUUUACUGGUGUAAUACCGAGAACUUAUACCCCGCCAGAUUCUUUUUGUUUUGACAUGCUAUGUCAAGAUGAACCGAUCAAAGAUGAUCCACAAUUACAUGAUUACAAUGUACCCGAAAGAGUUCAAGCAUUUAUCAAGGCUGCACAUGACCAAGCUACAGGUUUUGCAACAAAUCAUAUAAUGAUGACAAUGGGUAGUGAUUUUCAGUAUGAAAAUGCGAAUGAAUGGUAUAAAAAUUUGGAUAAAUUAAUUAAAUAUGUCAAUGCACAGCAAGCUAAUGGUAGUGAUGUAAAUAUAUUUUAUUCUACUCCAACAUGUUAUGUUUAUGCAUUGAAUAAACUCAAUCGAACUUGGACAACGAAAACUGAUGAUUUCUUUCCAAUUUCAUGGAAUGAACAUGGACUUUGGACUGGUUAUUAUACUUCGCGACCUGCAUUAAAACGAUAUGAACGUUAUUCAAAUAAUAUUCUUCAAGUAACAAGACAGCUUAAUGCAUUUUCAAAUAUUACAUUACGACAUGGAAUUUUUCCUCUAAGUGAAGCAAUGGGUAUUGCUCAACAUCAUGAUGCAAUUAGUGGAACAGAAAAACAACAUGUUGCUAAUGAUUAUGCUCAACGAUUAGCACAAGGCAUUGAUUCUGCCAUUUAUGUUAUUAAUGAAGCUUAUAAAAAAUUCUUAUCAAAAGAAAAUCAAUCAUUACCAGUUCCAACUCAAUUUCUCUGUCAAUUUUCAAAUAUUAGUGAAUGUUUACCAAUUGAAGGACAAGAUAGUUUUACAUUAACCAUUUGGAAUCCAACAAUACAACCAAUUGAACAUAUAGUACGUGUACCAGUAACACAAAAAUAUUCAAUUCGAAAUCCAACAGGGGCAAUAAUUCCAGCUGAUCUUUUUCCAAUUUCUGAAUCAAUUAAAAAUAUUCCUGGUCGAACAAGUACUGCUCAAUAUGAAUUAUUAUUUCGAACACCUUUACCAGCCCUUGGUUUUAAUACUUAUUAUUUUGAAGCUAGAACUGAUGUGACCAUGGAAAAAAAAUCUACAACAAGAGUAAUACAUAAUGAAGCAUGUACACUUCAAAAUCAAUAUCUUCGAGUUGAAUUUGAUACACAAGGAAAUUUAAAUAAAAUCACUAAUCUUGAUAAAAAUUUCUCAGUAUCAUUUUCUGCUCAAGGUUUUUAUUGGUAUGCAGCUUUUCAAGGCAAUAACUCUCGCCCGGAAUUUCAAUCAUCAGGUGCUUAUCUGUUCCGACCAUUUACACCAAAUCCAUUGCCAGUAAGCAGUUCACGUAAUAUAACAUGUACCUAUAUGGAUCAAGUGCAAAUAGCAUUGAUUGUAUAUAAUAAUUGGGUUAGUCAAGAGAUGAGAAUUUAUGACGAAGCAAGAACAAUUGAAAUUGAAUGGAUUGUUGGACCAGUUCCAGUUGAAGAUAAUAUUGGUAAAGAAAUAAUAAUGCGUUAUGAUACAGAUAUUCAAAGUAAUGGAAUUUUUUAUACGGAUGCUAAUGGACGUGAAGUACUUGAACGUAAAAGAGAUUAUCGACCAACAUGGAAUUAUACAGUACAUGAAAAUGUUAGUGGAAAUUAUUAUCCUGUUGUAAGUCGUAUUUGGAUUAAAGAUAAUCAAAAACAGAUGACUGUAUUGACAGAUCGAUCUGAAGGUGGCUCAAGUAUACAUGAUGGUUCUAUUGAACUAAUGAUUCAUCGUCGUUUAGUUUAUGAUGAUUCAUUAGGUGCUGGUGAACCAAUGAAUGAAACUGCUUAUGGUAAAGGUCUUGUCAUACAGGGCAGACAUAUUCUUGUUAUUGAACCACCAGAAUCAAGUGCACUUUAUCAUCGUCCUGCUGCUCAAAGACUUUUCAUGAAUCCACUCAAUACUUAUGCAUUACCAAAAUUACCUUAUACUAAUUAUUCAAAUAGUUAUCGUCAAACAUGGUCAGCUUUAGCUGAAUUAUUACCAUAUAAUAUUCAUUUAUUGACGUUUGAUCAAUGGAGUUCAAAAGUAUUUCUCAUACGAAUUGAACACUAUUUCGAAUUGAAUGAAGAUGAAACAUAUUCAAAACCAGUUCAAAUUGAUUUACAAAUUUUAUUUAAUACAUUAGGAAAAAUUAAAGAUUUAAUUGAAUUAACACUGGGAGGAAAUUUACCAUUGAAUGAAAUGAACCGACUAGUUUGGAAAACAAAUGAUAAUCAAUCAUCAUAUUGGAAAUCAACAAAUUCGAAUCUAUUACAAAGUAUAAUCGUAACACUCAAUCCAAUGGAAAUUAAAACUUUUCAAGUCACAUUACAAUAA
Messenger RNA from Rotaria sordida, 2976 nucleotides. NCBI's taxonomy places the organism in Eukaryota, Metazoa, Rotifera, Eurotatoria, Philodinida, Philodinidae. The record is from the annotation of a GenBank genome assembly.